Molecule: messenger RNA, 1598 nt
Organism: Haplochromis burtoni (Burton's mouthbrooder)
Lineage: Eukaryota; Metazoa; Chordata; Actinopteri; Cichliformes; Cichlidae
Product: V-set domain-containing T-cell activation inhibitor 1-like
Exons: 2
Coding region: 91-531 (146 amino acids)
Biological process (GO): T cell costimulation; positive regulation of T cell proliferation; cell surface receptor signaling pathway
Cellular component (GO): external side of plasma membrane
Source: RefSeq, a predicted model, not a curated record
UCAACAGGAAAUGAUCAGCUUAUCUUAAGAGGACCAAACCUUUAGUGCAGCAGCAGCUGCGUGUUGUUGUUAUCAGGACUUUAACUGGUGAUGAAGAUGUUGCUGCCACUCCUGCUCCUCGUACUCGUUUCCCAGCAUGCCCUGGCUCCGGUGGUGGAGGUGUAUGAGGGGGAAAUAUCUGUCCUGUUGCCUUGCAAGUACUCAGGUAUUAUACCUGAGGAAAACCCCACAGUGCUGUGGACUCGCAAUGAUCUCAACCCCAAAUCUGUCCACCUACGACGAGAGGAAACGGAUGAUCUGAAAGGGCAAAACCAGCGUUACAGAGGGCGCACAUCAAUGAGGCCUGAUGCUCUGGACACUUCAGACUUCAGCCUCACUCUGAGAAACCCCCAAAUGACUGAUAGUGGCAACUACACCUGCUCCAUCGGAAAUGAAAGACAGGAACGGAAACUGAAAGACAUACAGCUGCAUGUCAAAGGUAAAAACCCAACACCUGUGAUUAUGAAGGUCAGAGGUCAAACUAAAGAGUAACAGAAAAGAUUUUUCUAGUACUGAAAUCUGAUAAAAUAGUGGUAAAGUUUUCUAGAUGCAACCACACUGGAAAAAUAAAAACAUGAACACCAAAGAAGAAGAAAAUAGAAUCUUAUUGGUACAAUUUUUGGUGUAUCUACUAAAUCUGGAUAACUUGAUCCAGAAAUUCUUACAUGUGCAGGAAAACCAGCACCUGAAAGGCCUAAUACGGACAGACAAUAACACAACAUGACUGUUACUUAAGUGUGAUUACUAACAGUAGUACUGCGAAGACCUGGCACAGUUUUGGCUCACAAUCUGUCCUGAUAGUUUAUCAUGCAGAAUAGAGAUUUUAAUGACUUUAUUAUUGAUAUCUAUUUUAACUGACAGCAGAGUCAGAGGUCAGUAACACAGAUGCUCAGAUCUCAGAUCAGGUCGAUUCUAUGAUUAAAAUCAGUGUGACUGAAUCUGCUUCUUUAGUUACAGAAAAUACUCUCAGCCCUUCCUUUUCCCCCACAUUUUGUUAUGUAACAGCCUUAUUCCAAAAUGGAUGGAAUCAGUUUUUCACCUCCAAAUUCUACCUGCACAAAAUCCCCAUAAUGAAUACGGAAAAACAUUUGCUUAAAAUUUGUCCAGGUGUAUUUAAAAAAGCUAAAAUUAACAGAUGGACAGAAGUACUUACAGCCUUUUCUGGGACACUAAAAUUGAAUCUCAGUUGAAUCUUGUUCCCUCUGAUAAUCUGCCAGAUGUUUGUUGAUUGGAGUCCACCUGUGGUCGAUGCAGUUGAUUGGACAUGAUUUGGACAGGCACACACCUGUCUGUAUAAGGUCCCAUGGUGGACAGUACAUGUCAGAACACAAAUCGAGCUUUGAAGUCCAAGGAAUUGUCUGCAGACCUCUGAGACAGUAUGUAUUGAAUCGAGUUUGCCAAAAAGCCCCUGAAUGACUCUCAGAUCAUGAAAAAGAAAAAUCUCUGGUCUGAUGAAACCAAUAUUGAACUCUUUGGCCUGAAUGCCAAGUGUCAUGUCUGGAAAAAACAGGCACCACUGGUGGUGGCAGCAUCAUGCUGUGGGACAUUUUACAGAGGAA